Blastocystis hominis is the source of this 1491-nucleotide messenger RNA. RefSeq lists its product as hypothetical. Gene Ontology annotation, biological process: tRNA methylation. Gene Ontology annotation, cellular component: nucleus; tRNA (m1A) methyltransferase complex. The coding region runs from base 1 to 1491 and encodes 496 amino acids. The record is from RefSeq and is a predicted model, not a curated record. Lineage: Eukaryota; Bigyra; Opalinata; Blastocystidae. The transcript has 4 exons.
AUGUCGCUUUCUGAAGGUUAUCAGUUCUUCCUCUAUCUAAACGAUGGGUCGAGACGUUACGGAUACGCAUUGAAGAAUGGCGAGAUCAAGCUACAGAGGAAGCAUUACCCAAUUUCGGACUUAGUUGGACAUCGCUAUGGAACCGUAUUCGAAGUCCAAGGAAAGCACCUCGUUCCGGUCAAUGAGCCUCUCAUUCCUGUGGAUGUUGCUGAUGUGGACGUCAACGACGAGAACGAUAACCGGGAACUGGUGGAUGACAUAAAACACCAAACUCUGCAACAAGAAGAUAUCGAAAGAAUGCGCAAAGAAGGAGUAAGCGGCCACGCCAUUCUGCAGGAGUUGGCUUCGAGCAGUGUCACGUUUGACGGCAAGACGGAUUUCUCGAAGAAGAAAUACCUGAAAAAGAAGUCCGAGAAGUACAUUCUGCGCUGCAUGCUCGUCGAAGCGAACGCGCAGACGGUGUGUGAGCAGCAGUACAUGAAGAACCCAGUGAAGCUGAACUAUCUGCGCUUCGACACGCUGGCCUACAUGCUCUCCCUGGCGAACAUCCACCCCGGCCAGAAGGUGAUGGUGUUCGACGACUGCAUGGGCAUCGUGGUGGGGAGCAUCAUGGAGCGACUGGGCGGGUACGGGCUGGUCUUCGCGGUGAACAACCACGACAACCGGAUUCCGUGCUAUGACUGCGUGAAUCGGCUGAACUUCAAUGUGGUGUGCGAUCAGAACGACUAUCAAAUCGACAAGGAGAACAAGUACGAAGAGCCUUCCUUCGCCCCGGAGCCGCGCGACCUCACGCUCGCCGACUACACCGCCAACAUUCGCAACACGCUUCUCAUCUGGCACCUCUCCGAUCUCCUGCAGAUCCGUCCCAUCGACCACGCCUCCCAGCCCGUUCGGGACGAUUCCCCGCUUCCUCUCCCGCUGCCGCUCCCCGCGCCGCGCACCAUCCAUCUCCCCACCAAGAUGUUCCACACCCGAACCGAUCUUCCCAUGGUCCACAAGGACGGCACCGCGCUCCGCGACGCUGAGCUCAUCGCCAUCUAUAAAAAGCGGCUGGACCGUCUCUUGCGGGAGCGCUGGCAGCCAACGCUGGACGAGCAGCGCGAAAUGCUUCGCCGAGGCGUGAACAGCCUCGUGGUGGCCUCGAACAACCCGCUGGAAGAAGUGCCGCUGUUGUUGCCGUAUCUGCAGCCUUCGGGCGUUCUCGUCGUUUACUCGCAGUACCAAGCCCUCCUGGCCGAGCUAUUCGCCGGACUCAAACGAAGCGGACAGUGGGUGGAUAUUUCGAUGAGUGAGAACUUUAUGCGUAAAUACCAGGUGCUUCCGAUGCGGACGCACCCGUACAUGAAUAUGUUUAACAACAGUGGGUUUGUUCUGACAGCAACGCGCGUGUUGAAUCCAAAUAGUCCGAUGGAGUCAAAGGACAUGGCGGGCAUCCGCACAGGAGCCACGAUGGCUUCAACCUUGCGAAGGAAGAAAUUGAAGUUAAUGUGA